Oldenlandia corymbosa var. corymbosa is the source of this 3684-nucleotide messenger RNA. The record is from the annotation of a GenBank genome assembly. Lineage: Eukaryota; Viridiplantae; Streptophyta; Magnoliopsida; Gentianales; Rubiaceae.
AAGUUCACAAGUUUUGCUGCAAUGUUUAGGAGCUAGAAAAUCUGAGGCCACAAAAACUUUUUUUAAAAAUUUUUUUAGUAAAAACAAAGGCAACGAGAAAAUGAAGCAACACACAUAAAACAAUGUACAAAUAAAUAUAUUUGUACCAAAAAACAAAAUGUGCUAGUAUUAUUGUCAUAAGAGUUUGCUCUCUAAAGAAAAUUUACUGAAAUAUAAUAUCCACAAUGUUAUUAUUUGGCAGCCUCACCUUCAGCUCCCCCUUAUCCCCUCUUUUUAUUUCCGCAUUUUGACAAUAAUCCCCUUAUUCCCCUUAUCCUGGAGCCAUUUGUCCAGACUCUGGAAUAAUGCUCACCAAGCAGGAACACAAAUGAGAAAAUCCAAUAAAAUAUGUGGAUAGGAUUCCCAAACCUUCCCAUCCCAUUUGCUGUUAAGUCCUGCACAGUGAUUUCAUGCAAACUAUAGAAGCUGAUCACUGCCUUUUCUUCACUGUUCAUCUCUCUCUCUACCCCUACUUUCCACAGUCAUCUUGCCCGGUACUUCACCAUUGAAGGUACUGACACUCCAUUUAGUUUUUCCCUUAUUUUUACAAACCUUAAAUUAUCAAUCAUUGAUGAACCAUUCUUGCCAAGUUUCAAUUUUUAUGGUUGGAAUUGAUGAGCAGGGGCUUAAUUAGUAAGUGGGCACUUGAUUUUUUGUUUGUUCAUUUGAUAAUUACCUUUUUUGUUCCAAUAACUGCAUGAGUUAAGACCUACUAGUGAUUGAUUCGUAAUGUAUAUUUAUGUCGGUGCCAACCAUAAAUAUGGUGUCUGAGAGUUGUUAGUUCUGCUAUUGAUUGCAUUAUGGACACAACCAAGUUUCUUUUUUUGCUGCUCAUCUUAAUAUCUGGCCCUGCAUAGAUUAGAUUCAAAGAAUGGGGAAGUUUUCGUUUCAUUAAGGAAAAAGGAAAUUUUUUAACCUUGUUUAAUGUAGCUUUCUUAAUGUGUUAUGGAUGCGAUCCUGAACUCCCUGUGUAUGUUACUUCUUAUAGCUUUUUUAAAUACUCUGAUCAAUUACAAUAGUGACCAGAGUCAUGUCAUGUGACUAAAACUUCCUCAUGGUAUGGGAGCUUGAAGUAUGGUUUGAUUACUUAUUGUUUGUGUUUUACCUUUUUGACAUGUUAAUUUUAUGAAGUUGUAGAUUUAACUGAAAUUUUUGUAUAUCUUUCGGUUUCUAGCUCAUGUCUCCAUUGUUUUCCUUCGUUAUUCUAUACUUGCAGGAACCUAUAGUGUUCCUUCCUUAGGCCACUUUUCUGUUUCAACUGAAUCCUUUUCAUUUUUUGGGGUCGAUUAAUCUGCCUCAAAAUGCUGAUUUGUGUUUUCAUAUUAUCCUAUCUAGGAGAUCUGAAUGGGAGAGUCCUUCGGAGAGAGGACUGGUUCAGAGGCGAGUAAACAAGUGCAACACUGUUUUGGUAUCAUAAAGAAUAGAUGGUCUCAAGAAGUACCUAUGAAGGAAAAUUGUGUGCGUGACAAUAUUCAAUUACAAGAAAUACCGGAGUCAAGGCUAUGUACCUUUUGCAUGUCUGGUAUUUCUUGCAAAACUGUUCGUUCGAGAACAAAUCAGAUGAAUGUUCUUGUGGAAAGAGGGAAGCCGGAGGAAGCCCAAUCUGUUUUUAACAAUUUGAUUGAAGGUGGGCAUAAACCAUCACUUGUAACAUAUACUACCUUAUUAGCUGCCUUAACCAUCCGAAAGCGCUUCAACCAUAUCAAUUCAAUCAUCUCGACUGUGCAAGAGAAUGGUCUCAAGCCAGAUUCAGUUUUCUUCAAUGCUGCUGUGAAUGCAUUUGCUGAAUCUGGGAAUAUGGAGGGGGCUAUGGAAACUUUAUUGAAGAUGAAGGAGAGUGGAAUGAAGCCCACAACAAGCACUUUCAACACUUUGAUUAAAGGGUAUGGGCUUAUUGGAAAACCUGAAGAAUCUUUGAAGGUAUUGGAUCUGAUGUCUCAGGAGGACAAUAUAAAACCCAAUUUGAGAACUUACAAUGUUCUUAUUAGAGCAUGGUGUAACAAAAGGAAUAUGAAAGAAGCAUGGGCCAUAAUUCCUAAGAUGCUAGACUCUGGCUUGCGGCCUGACCCUGUUACUUACAACACCAUAGCAACAGCUUAUGUUCAAACUGGCCAGGCCGAUAAGAGCGAGAGAGUAAUAUCAGAAAUGCUGAAAAAUGGGGUGCAUCCAAAUGAACGAACCUUUGGUACCAUCGUAGCUGGAUACUGCAAAGAAGGAAAAGUAAAGGAUGCACUGAGGUUUACAUACAAAAUGAUGGAUCUUAGAGUGCAGCCCAAUCUUAUUAUAUUCAAUUCCUUGAUCAAAGGAUUUGUCAAUACAUCUGACAAAGACGGUGUUGAUGAGGUUCUUUCAUUGAUGGAAAAGGCUGGUAUCAAACCAGAUGUGAUAACUUACAGCACCGUCAUGGAUGGCUGGAGUGCUGCUGGAUAUAUGGUAAAAUGCAGAGAAAUCUUUGAUAAUAUGGUCAAAGAUGGCAUUGAACCUGAUGUCCACACAUACAGUAUUCUUGCUAAAGGUUAUGUGCGCGCCCUGGAACCAGAAAAGGCAGAUGAACUCCUAAACACUAUGGUUAGUUCGGGUAUUCAACCCAAUGUAGUUAUCUUCACCACAGUCAUCAGUGGAUGGUGCAGUGCUGGUUCCAUGGAAUGUGCAAUGCGGGUCUUCCAUAAGAUGUGCAAAUAUGGAGUAUAUCCAAACCUUAGAACUUUUGAAACCUUAAUUUCGGGCUAUGCAGAAGCAAAACAGCCGUGGAAAGCAGAAGAAAUAAUCAAACUCAUGGAGGAGUUCAAAGUUUCCCCGCAGAAGUCAACUUUUGUGCUGAUUGCGGAGGCCUGGAAAGCUAUCGGACUGAGUGAAGACGCAAAUAGGAUCAUGGCCUCUAUGGAAAAGCAAAACUUGAUGUAUUAUCAGCUGAAUAAUGGAAAUAAGACUGCCGCAGAAAGCUUAGAGAAGAUGUAUCAGAAGGAUACAGUUAACUUUUCACCUCCUAAACUGCUACAGAUCCCAAGUGAGCUGUUAAAUGAUCAGAAAGCCACAAUUGCUGCAAAUAAGAAGAGCCAGGUGGUUUUACGAGAAGCUGAAAUCUCUUCCGAGAGCCUGUACACUGCAACACGAUCCAUGUAUCUUGCUUGUAGAGUUGGUCCACGUGGCCCGAUCAUUUGCCAGAAGCAAUAUCACCAGGGGCAGCUUAAUAUCUCCAGUCAACUUUCUCACACAUGUACAGUGGGUUUCUUUUAAACUAAUAGGAAUGGUGUUUGUGAUUACUAGUGCACCUAAACAAAUGAAAGUUUGAUGAUACAGAAGGGUGAAUGACUGAAUAUGUUGAUGACUACACCUUGUACAUACACAGGUGGCCAUCUGUAUAUCCUGUAUAAACUCAAAGAUGUGUACAUCUUUUUUAAUUUCUACUGAACCCACGUAUUUGAUCUGGUUCUGGUUCAUUGUUUGGCAGAGUUUAAUUUAUAGGAAUAAGAAUCUGGAGAAAUAAAAAAGAACUUUGAAUUGAAAGGCCACUAUACUGUACUUACAGAACUCACAGAGAAGCAAACCACAUACAAUUAUGUCAAAAAAUUUUAACAUCUAGGCAUAGAAUGUGAGGGUUAAAUUUCUCAUGAAGGGCCAUGUAAAAAAAAGGAUCAAACCAUU